GCAGUAGUGACAGCGGCCGCCGAUGCAAUGUGUGGUACAAGGUACUGGGACUUAUUUCAGGCUGUGUUUUGGGGUGAGUCGUGGGAAAGAACCAAAAGUCUCCUGGACAAACAUCCAGAAGACUGCUUGACUGCAAUAAUUUCACCAGCCCGGGGUGGAACGGUUCUUCAUGUUGCAGUUUCAGGUGGGCAUUUGCACUUGGUAGAAAAAUUGGUGGAAUUGAUGAGCCCAGAUGCCUUAACCACAACUACAAGGGAGUGUCCUGAUACUCCCCUUAACAUUGCUGCACGUUGUGGAUUCACAAAGAUUGCAGAGUUCCUGGUGAAGAAGAAUUUGUAUUCCUUACAAAUCCCAGAUCAGGAUGGCCUUGUUCCAGUUGCUACGGCUAGCCGAUUUGGACACAAAGACACGAUACGUUACCUUUACGCGGUCACCACCAAGGAAACACUAAUUGAGGGAGACCACCGUAAGAGUGGUGCUACACUUCUUAUUGGUGCAAUUUUUCAUGAUAUGUACGAUAUUGCUAUUGAUCUGCUUGACCACUGCCCACAGUUAGCUAUUGCUUUUGAUUUCACUGGUGGGACGGCUAUUCGAGCAUUGGCAACAAGCCCAAAUGCAUUUCCAAGUGAAGGACUAUAUAGUAUAUGGCAACAAUGGAUCUACAUAUGUGCCCCAACCUACUAUGAAAGAGAUAUACCCAGUCUUGACGUGGGUGACACAAAAAGGGAUCAUUUUACUAUUGAAGCUAGCCGCUGGUUGUAUGGAGUAGUUUGGAGUGCACUCAACCCUUUAGUCCCAGGUAUCAAAAGCAUUCAAAAUAAGAAGAGAAUUCAUGUCCAAGCCCUUAAAGUACUCAAAUGCAUUUGUUCCCAAAUUUCAAGUUUGGAUGAAUCAGAACCACUAGCAGUUCAAGUGUAUGAAAGCCUUUUCACAGCCACAAAGUUAGGGAUUGUUGAGAUCGUCAAUGAGCUUAUAAAGAUAAAUCCUAACUUAUUACUCAUUCCGGAUAAGCAAAAUCGAAAUAUAUUUCAAGUUGCAAUUCUGUAUCGGCAAGAAAAAAUCUUCAAUCUCAUCUGUGGAAUAAGUGGACAGGUGGCUUUGCUUUCACCUUUGACGGAUAAUGACCGAAACACCAUAUUACAUCUAGUUGGAAAAUCUCCUCCUUCCUCUCAAGAACAGGGUAAGAUGCCAGGUGCUGCUUUGCAAAUGCAACGGGAACUACAAUGGUUUAAGGAGGUGGAGAAAAUAGUACCAUCAUUUGUUAGAGAAUUUCCCAACUUAAAGGGCUUAAAUCCUGGAGAGAUGUUUACAGAGGAGCACAAGAAAUUAGUAGAAGAAGGGGAGAAAUGGAUGAAAGACACUGCAGGUUCAUGUACGGUUGUUGCUACACUAAUUACAACCUUUACAUUUGCAGCAGCUUUUACUGCUCCAGGAGGAUUUAAUCAAGAUUCAGGCUUUCCCAUUUUCUUGAGCGACAAACAGUUAUUUUUCCCUUUUUUAAUAUCAGAUUCUCUAUCACUCUUCUCUUCUUCAACUUCAGUGUUGAUGUUUCUGUCCAUCUACACAUCGCGUUACACAGAAGAAGAUUUUCUCGAGUUGUUGCCGAAGCGAUUGAUAAUUGGUCUCUCCACCCUUUUCUUCUCUAUGGCAACAAUGAUGGUGGCCUUUUGUGUAACCUUAUUUCUUAUCCUCAGUAGACAAUAUGACUGGGUUGCCAUUCCCAUCUCUUUACUUGCUGGUAUCCCAGUUACAUUGUUCAUUGUGUUGCAAUUUCCCAUCUUUCUUGACAUGGUUCGUUCCACAUAUGGUCCUGGAUUAUUCAUUAGGCCCAAAAAAAAAUAAGACCUU
This is a messenger RNA of Telopea speciosissima, 1848 nucleotides long. RefSeq names its product ankyrin repeat-containing protein ITN1-like. The record is from RefSeq and is a predicted model, not a curated record. Gene Ontology annotation, molecular function: protein binding. The coding region runs from base 28 to 1842 and encodes 604 amino acids. Lineage: Eukaryota; Viridiplantae; Streptophyta; Magnoliopsida; Proteales; Proteaceae. The transcript is spliced from 6 exons.